Molecule: messenger RNA, 1785 nt
Organism: Bacillus rossius redtenbacheri
Lineage: Eukaryota; Metazoa; Arthropoda; Insecta; Phasmatodea; Bacillidae
Product: serine/threonine-protein phosphatase 5-like
Exons: 11
Coding region: 113-1621 (502 amino acids)
Molecular function (GO): hydrolase activity; protein binding
Source: RefSeq, a predicted model, not a curated record
AUACUUACCUUUUUUCCCACGUAGUUGGUGAUACUUGUAACAAUUGUUUUUCAUGUUUUCUCUGAUAGAGCAGACCCUUGUAAAAAUGAAGUGUAGUUUUCGUGUGAAAUGAAUGAAGAAAGUUAUAGAAUUUAUUGAAAGUAUCUGGGUUGCCAUGGCUUCGAACCCAAUUUUAAAUGACACAACUGUAAAUAAAACUGAAUUUGCCGAGAAGUUAAAAAAUGAAGCCAACGAAUACUUUAAGAAGCAAGACUAUGAAAAAGCCAUUCAGCUGUACUCUGAAGCAAUUGAACUGAAUCCAAAUGUGGCAGUUUACUAUGGCAACAGGAGCAUAGCGUACCUGAAGACAGAAUGUUUUGGCUAUGCGUUGAACGACGCAUCUCGAGCCAUAGAACUAGACAGUGGUUAUGUGAAAGGCUACUACCGUAGAGCGGCAGCACUCAUGUCUCUUGGGAAGUUCAAGCAAGCGUUGAAAGAUUAUGAAACCGUAACUAAAGCCAGGCCUAAUGACAAGGAUGCAAAAGCCAAGUAUGCAGAAUGUAGUAAAAUUGUUAGGAAAAUUGCUUUCGAAAAAGCAAUUGCAGUUGACGACUGUAAGAAGAGCAUAGCAGACUCCAUUGACUUGGAGAACAUGGUAAUUGAAGAUGAAUACUCAGGUCCCAAGCUUGACAAUGGUAAAGUUACAGAAGAUUUUAUGAAGGAACUUAUGGAACUUUACAAAGACCAAGGAAAACUCCAUAGGAAAUAUGCAUAUAAGAUAUUGCUCGAUGUGAAACAGUUAUUCACGUCGCAGCCAUCCCUAGUGGAUGUAACUAUCGGCCCCAAGGAGAAGUUCACAGUGUGUGGUGAUAUUCAUGGUCAGUUUUUUGACUUGAUGAAUAUAUUUCAUCUGAACGGACUUCCAUCGACAAGUAAUCCAUAUCUUUUCAAUGGAGAUUUUGUGGACAGAGGUUCUUUUUCUGUUGAGUGCAUUUUUACACUGUUUGGAUUCAAACUGUUGUACCCGGAGCAUUUCUUCAUGUCUCGAGGUAACCACGAGAGCCAGACCAUGAACCAGAUGUACGGCUUCGAAGGAGAAGUGAAGGCCAAGUACUCGGCGCAGAUGGCAGAACUGUUCACGGAGGUGUACAACUGGCUGCCUCUUGCCCACUGUCUCAACAGGAGGGUCCUGGUCAUGCAUGGAGGACUUUUCACCAGGGAUGAUGUGACUCUUGAUGAAAUCAAAAAUAUAGACAGAAAUAGGCAGCCACCCGAGGAAGGAGUCAUGUGCGAGCUGCUGUGGUCCGACCCGCAAGUGCAGCCGGGACGGGCCCCCAGCAAGCGGGGGGUGGGGGUGCAGUUCGGCCCGGACGUCACCCGGAAGUUCGUGGACCUCAACGGCUUGGAGUACAUUAUUCGAAGCCACGAAGUGAAGAACGAAGGCUACGAGAUUGCACACGAAGGUCGUUGCAUAACGGUGUUCUCCGCUCCGAAUUACUGUGAUACCAUGGGUAAUAAAGGAGCAUUUAUUAACCUCAACGGAAAAGAUUUAAAACCACAAUUUACGACAUAUGAGGCUGUGCCACAUCCGAAUGUAAAGCCAAUGGCAUACGCCAACUCGCUGCUAAGCCUCUUGUGCUAGUGAUAGUGGUGGGACAGAGUUGUUAUUCUGGUUACCAGCAAAAUGUGGUGUUGUUGCUGCAGAGAUACGUGAAUAUACCAUUAGCUCGGCUGUGAAAGUGUCGUCACUGGCUAAAUUAUUCCUACUGUGCAACAGACACUUCAUUAUUAAAAACAUUUAGUGAA